CAAUUCAAUUAGCAGCCAUCUUUGUUAGGGGUACCAUGACUUCCGGCCAGGGCGGAAGAGAACCUAAUGGGCUUGGGGGAGGUGCCUGAAUAGGGUUUGAGGGUCUGUUUGAGUUGGGUGAAGAAGGCGGGAAAUUAAUCCUCUUCCAAUCAGCUCCCCAUCUCGCCCUCUGGCGGCUCCGGACCACAGGCCGAGUUACUGUGAUUACCGGCAUGCUCCAAGACCGGCACUGACAGUCCCCACGUGAGGGACCGCGGUGGGAGUCCUAAAUGGGGGAGGAGGGGACGGGUGGCACCGUUCAUCUGCUGUGCCUCGCGGCGUCCAGCGGGGUUCCCCUGUUCUGCAGGAGCAGUCGCGGCGGCGCCUCCGCCCGUCAGCAGCUCCCGUUCUCUGUCAUCGGUUCCCUCAAUGGAGUCCAUAUGUUUGGGCAGAAUCUGGAGGUGCAGCUGAGCUCUGCGAGGACGGAAAACACGACUGUGGUGUGGAAAAGCUUCCAUGACAGCAUCACCCUCAUUGUUCUGUCAUCUGAGGAGGGCAUCUCUGAGCUGAGGCUGGAGAGACUACUCCAAAUGGUGUUUGGAGCCAUGGUCCUUCUUGUGGGACUUGAAGAACUGACCAAUAUCCGCAAUGUGGAGAGACUGAAGAAGGACUUGAGGGCCAGCUACUGCCUCAUCGACAGCUUCCUAGGGGACUCGGAGCUCAUCGGGGACCUGACCCAGUGUGUGGACUGUGUGAUUCCUCCAGAGGGGUCCCUCUUGCAGGAAGCCCUCUCCGGGUUCGCGGAGGCCACGGGCACGGCAUUCGUCAGUCUGGUGGUGUCGGGCCGGGUGGUGGCAGCAACGGAAGGUUGGUGGCGGCUGGGGACGCCCGAGGCCGUGCUGCUCCCCUGGCUGGUGGGGUCCCUGCCGCCGCAGACCGCUCGCGACUACCCGGUGUACCUGCCGCACGGGAGCCCCACGGUCCCACACCGGCUCCUGACCCUGACACUGCUGCCGAGCCUGGAGCUGUGUCUACUCUGCGGGCCAAGCCCACCCCUCAGCCAGUUGUAUCCACAGCUUCUGGAGCGCUGCUGGCAGCCACUGCUGGACCCGUUGCGGGCCUGUCUGCCGCUGGGACCCCGAGCGCUGCCCAGUGGCUUCCCCCUUCACACAGACAUCCUCGGGCUGCUGCUCCUCCACCUGGAACUGAAACGCUGCCUCUUCACCGUGGAGCCCUUGGGGGAUAAAGCAGAGCCUUCACCAGAACAGCGCCGGCGCCUCCUCCGAAACUUCUAUACCCUGGUCACCUCCACGCACUUCCCACCAGAUGAGAAAACGGAGGCUCAGCUUAUGAGUGGCACAGCCAUAUUCGAACACAGGGGAUCUGGCUCCCAUAUCCACACGGUCCAGCACUCUGCACUACUGAGCCAGGGCCACCAGAGAAGACAGAAGAUGAGGUCUACCAGGCCCAGCUGCCCAGAGCCUGCUACCUGGUGUUGGGGACUGAGGAACCAGGCAAAGGAGUGCGUCUGGUGGCCCUGCAGCUGGGGGUUCGGCGGCUGCUGCUGCUGCUGUCUCCCCAGAGUCCCAGCCAUGGGCUGCGAAGCCUAGCCACCCACACUCUGCACGCCCUCACCCCACUUCUUUGACUACCUAGCAGUGGGUGAUGGACACAGACAUGGGGCUGUUAGCGUCUCUCUGUUUAUUCGCUCACAAUAAUACACAGCCCCUGGAUGGGGAGGGGGUAGGAGGGGCUACGACAGGGUGGGGUGGGAGGGGAGGAGGCAUCCACUUCCCUUGCCCCUCUCCCCUCUGUGCUUGGGAGGGGGGAAGGGAGGGAGGGGGCUCCCCCUAACCCCCCAGAAUGUAAACAGCAGCAGAUGAACAAAAAUAAAAAUACAAAAGGCCGGAGGAAGGUCCCAGGCAUCCCCCAA
Molecule: messenger RNA, 1912 nt
Organism: Cercocebus atys (sooty mangabey)
Lineage: Eukaryota; Metazoa; Chordata; Mammalia; Primates; Cercopithecidae
Gene: FUZ
Product: fuzzy planar cell polarity protein
Exons: 12
Coding region: 270-1589 (439 amino acids)
Biological process (GO): vesicle-mediated transport; non-motile cilium assembly
Source: RefSeq, a predicted model, not a curated record